Molecule: messenger RNA, 834 nt
Organism: Nestor notabilis (Kea)
Lineage: Eukaryota; Metazoa; Chordata; Aves; Psittaciformes; Psittacidae
Gene: CDC37
Product: cell division cycle 37
Exons: 7
Biological process (GO): protein stabilization; protein folding
Cellular component (GO): cytoplasm
Molecular function (GO): protein-folding chaperone binding; heat shock protein binding
Source: RefSeq, a predicted model, not a curated record
AAACUGGAGGAGCUGAAGAAGAAGGAGAAGAACCUGCCUUGGAACGUGGACACGCUCAGCAAGGAUGGCUUCAGCAAGAGUGUCUUCAAUGUCAAACCAGAGGAGAAGGAGGAAACGGAGGAGCAGAAGGAGAAGAAACACAAAACCUUUGUGGAGAGACAUGAGAAGCAGAUCAAACACUUUGGAGAGUGGAUGCUGCGGCGUUGGGACGACAGCCAGAAGUACCUCUCGGAUAACCCGCACUUGGUGUGUGAGGAGACAGCCAACUACCUGGUGAUCUGGUGCAUCGACCUGGAGGUGGAGGAGAAACAUGCCCUGAUGGAGCAGGUCGCCCACCAGACCAUCGUCAUGCAGUUCAUCCUCGAGCUGGCCAAGAGCCUCAAGGUGGACCCCAGGGCUUGUUUCAGGCAGUUCUUCACCAAAAUCAAGACAGCUGACCAGCAGUACAUGGAGGGCUUCAAUGAUGAGCUGGAGGCCUUCAAGGAGCGGGUGCGUGGCCGGGCCAAGGUUCGCAUCGAGAAGGCCAUGAAGGAGUAUGAAGAGGAGGAGAGGCAGAAGCGCCUGGGUCCUGGUGGGCUUGACCCCGUGGAGGUCUAUGAGUCCCUCCCACCCGAGCUGCAGAAAUGCUUCGAUGUCAAAGAUGUCCAGAUGUUACAAGAUGCCAUCAGCAAAAUGGAUCCAACUGAAGCCAAGCACCACAUGCAGCGCUGCAUCGACUCAGGGCUCUGGGUCCCCAAUGCCAAGAGUGGGGAAGGAGCCGGGAAAAGUGAAGGCAACGGCUCGGAAGAGAAGGUGAAGAAGGAAAACGGGGGCGAGGAGGAAGGAAACGCAUGA